CUUCGCAAUCUCGACGCGACGAACAACAAGCUGCGCGAGAUACCGCGAGAAAUUGGAAAUUGCGUCAACAUUACGCGUCUUGUGCUCGCGGCGAACGUCAUAGAGACGCUACCGGAUGAAAUCGGGGCGCUGGUAAAGCUCAAGACGCUCAUCGUCGACGGCAACCGACUGCGCGCGCUGCCGGCGACCAUCGGAUCGUUAAAGGCGCUGCAGACGCUCAGUGCGUGUGAAUGCGAGUUAUCGACGAUUCCUACGACGAUUUCGACGUGUAUCGCGCUGACGACGGUGAAGUUUGCGAGGAAUAAGUCGCUCGAUUCGAGCGCGUUGGAUGCGCUCGCCGACUGCGAGCGACUCGAGGAAAUCGACGCGAGCGCGUGCGCACUCACCGUCAUCCCCGCCGCGCUGGGGCGAUUAAAAAGGCUUCGAAAGCUUAACAUCGAUGACAAC
Ostreococcus lucimarinus CCE9901 is the source of this 447-nucleotide messenger RNA. RefSeq lists its product with no specific name. The transcript has a single exon. Gene Ontology annotation, molecular function: protein binding. The annotation marks the transcript as partial. NCBI's taxonomy places the organism in Eukaryota, Viridiplantae, Chlorophyta, Mamiellophyceae, Mamiellales, Bathycoccaceae. The record is from RefSeq and is a predicted model, not a curated record.